Messenger RNA from Gadus macrocephalus (Pacific cod), 1731 nucleotides. RefSeq lists its product as uncharacterized. Gene Ontology annotation, biological process: regulation of transcription by RNA polymerase II. Gene Ontology annotation, molecular function: DNA binding. Bases 86 to 991 code for a protein of 301 amino acids. Gene Ontology annotation, cellular component: transcription regulator complex; nucleus. The record is from RefSeq and is a predicted model, not a curated record. The transcript has 2 exons. NCBI's taxonomy places the organism in Eukaryota, Metazoa, Chordata, Actinopteri, Gadiformes, Gadidae.
ACGCCUCGUUUCCACAUACGUAUGUUUUUCGUAUCCGUACUUCCGUAAAUUUACGGAAGGGGUCGCUAGUGCUUUACGUACGGACAUGAAUUUAUUUACGGACGGAACGAUGGGGGAACGCAUAAUGGCCGUUUUUCGGAGACCGGUACUGUGGAAUAUGAGGAUCGACAUCUACCGCGAUAAGAACAAAACCAACCAGGCUUGGAAGGAGAUUGGUGAAGAGUUUGGCCUGCCAGAAAAAGACUGUAAAAAAAGGUGGCGCGACCUGAGGGAUCGAUAUGUGAGGGAGAGGAGGGAGGCAUCAGAAACCACAGCCAGUGGCAGCGCUGCCAGCAACAGGAGGCCCUGGUGCCAUGCUGGACUGAUGGCCUUUAUAGACCCCUUCGUGGCAUCCAGGAUGACGACCAGCAACAUGCCAGAGAGUUGUGGGAAUGGUGUGGAUGAGAGUGUGAAUGAGAGUGAGAUUGAGAGUGUGCAUGAGAGUGAACGGGAGGCCUUCUUGGCAGCUACCAACUCCAGCAUGGAAGAUUUUGUGAAUGUGAAUGUGACUGAGAAUGUGAUGAAUGAGACUGUGGCGAAUGAGAGUGUGGAGAAUGAGAGUGUGGAGAAUGAGAGUGUGGUGAAUGAGAGUGUGGUGAAUGAGAGAGUGAAUGUGCAAGUGAAUGCAGGUCGGGCUGCAGGUUCUGCUGUUGCUCCGGGCAGGAAGAGGAGGACUGGAAGGGCAGAGGCACCCAUGCCAGCCUUUGAGCGUAACCUGAUGCUCGCCCUGGAGAGAACAGCUGGUCCCAGUGUCCCUACUAUUCCGGUCGUGGAUGAGGACCACCAUUUCUUGCUCAGCCUCCUGCCAUCACUGCGGCGGCUGGAGCUUAGCAAGAAGGCAUUCUUGAAGCUACAGAUACAUCGCCUGAUGUAUGAGGCAGAGUUUCAAUGUAAGUGGGCAAUGGUUACAAUAUACCUGUUAAUUGUUAUUGCAAAUAUUUCCCUGACUUGAUCGACCUGUCGCUAUAACCUGGCUGUUCUGUCUUUUUGUCAUUUGGCUUUUUCAGAACAAACUCCUGUGACCUGGUGACUCCUGUUCUUUUAAUUUAAAAUGUUACAGUUCUAUUUUUUUAAAUUAAAUAAAAUCACUUGAUUGUUUAUAAAAAAAGAUUGUUUAUGAUUUGGUUCUUUUCACUUUAAAGCAAAUAAGAUAAUGUUACAAGUACUCAUAGAGCAAAUUAUCUGACAAGAUUAUAUGACAAACCACAAAUAAUUUACUUUAUCAGCCUGAAAAAAAUAUCCUAUCAUAACCUAUGCAAAUAUUUAUUCAUAACACAGUAAAGAUGCGUGUUCAGAAAAGUAUACUGUACAAAUUCAUAUGGGUUUAAGGGACGGGAAGUUUGCUCUUUAUUGAUGUGAGUGGCCCUGAAAAGGGCCUUUUUUUAUGAAGAUGAUGGUAUCAAACUACAUUAUUCUGCCAUGAAACCUCGCCAGCAGCGCUGUUGAAGUAGGUCAUGAACCUCUCCCUCUCCUGCAUCACUUCCUUGGUGGAGUUGUUGGUUCCAAGACGCCUGCCUCCUUCCAAGGGGACUGCUUCGUCACUUGAUGGACGUGUGGCCUCUGUUGACCUCAGCAGGUUGUGGAGGAUGCAGGUUGCCUUUACACAGGCUUCCACAUGCUCAGGAUUUUGCCCCAUCACUCGGUAGUACAUGCGGAACCUGGAUGCAAGGAUCCCAAAGGCACACUCGACCA